Molecule: messenger RNA, 475 nt
Organism: Raphanus sativus (radish)
Lineage: Eukaryota; Viridiplantae; Streptophyta; Magnoliopsida; Brassicales; Brassicaceae
Product: nuclear transcription factor Y subunit B-4
Exons: 1
Coding region: 1-399 (132 amino acids)
Biological process (GO): regulation of transcription by RNA polymerase II
Cellular component (GO): CCAAT-binding factor complex; nucleus
Molecular function (GO): protein heterodimerization activity; RNA polymerase II cis-regulatory region sequence-specific DNA binding; DNA-binding transcription activator activity, RNA polymerase II-specific
Source: RefSeq, a predicted model, not a curated record
AUGGCCGAUGAAGAUAGAUUGCUACCAAUAGCCAAUGUAGGGAGACUUAUGAAGCAGAUCCUACCAUCAAAUGCAAAGAUCUCAAAAGAAGCAAAACAAACAGUUCAAGAGUGUGCAACAGAGUUCAUCAGCUUUGUUACCUGCGAAGCCUCAGACAAGUGCCACAGGGAGAACCGAAAGACGGUGAAUGGAGAUGACAUCUGGUGGGCUCUAAGUACUCUAGGCCUCGAUAACUAUGCUGACGCCGUGGGGAGGUAUCUUCACAAGUACCGUGAGGCCGAACGAGAAAGAGCUGAAAACAACAAAAGCAGCAACGAUAGUGGAAAUGAGAGAGAACCAAACAUCACAAGUGGUUAUAGUAGAGUUUUGGAGAAAGGAAGCAGCUCUUCUGCUCGUUGAGAUAAAUCUAUGUGACCUGAAUCAUGUACUAUUAAAAGAUCUAUAGAGAGAAGAAUAAGAGGAUUAUAUAAGUUUA